This is a messenger RNA of Cetraspora pellucida, 924 nucleotides long. The record is from the annotation of a GenBank genome assembly. NCBI's taxonomy places the organism in Eukaryota, Fungi, Glomeromycota, Glomeromycetes, Diversisporales, Gigasporaceae.
AUGUCUACUGAUCAAGCACAAAAUACCAUAAUCAAAAUUCCAUAUAAUAAAAGAGUUGAGCAAAACUUAAAGCAUGACUUAUCUGUGUUCAUUAAAGAGAAUAAUAAUAAAGUUAGUGAAGCAUUUGAUAUACAAAUUCCUGAAUUCUUACUAGAAGUAAUUAUAACAGAAUCUAGCAAAAUUUCAGCACAAAAUAUAGCUAAUUUAUUUAUUAUAGCAAUGAAAGUUAGACAAAAAGAGAUUUUAUGUUGGUAUUGUUUCUAUAAAGCAUAUGAGGAUCGAAUCAAAGAUAUUAAGUGUAUAAAUAAGAUUGAUAAUCAAUCAGCAAGAAUAUUGGUAUAUAAUAAGAUAAAAAAACUUCUCCCGGAUAUCACUGAUAUAAACUUGCAUCAGAAAACAUUCAAAGCAAAAAAGAUUUAUACAUUACUUGUAGAAAUAGAAAUAGAAAAAAUCCAAACAAUAAUAUGUAAUGCAAGUGCAAUUUCGAGUUUAAUAGACAAUCAGAUUCAAGAUAUUAUAAUUUAUUUUUCUAAAAAAUUUAUUAGCAUAGAUGACUCUUCAACUUUACCAAAAACCGAGAUAAGUAUUACAACCACUCCAUCAAUCUCAUUAUCUCAAAUUUCUAAUUUGGAAGAUAUAGUAAAUAAGAAUAGUGAAUUUUCAGAAAUCGUAAAUGUAUUUGAUGGCUUUUCAGAUUUUAACUCUGAUAGUAAUGAGGAUAAGAAAAAUAUAGAUGAUACCAAUAAAAAUGAUAAAUAUGAUAAUGAAACGAAUUUGAAAGAUUCAACUAAGCCAAAGGCAGACUUAUGCCAAUAUGCCAUUGACCAUAAAAUAGAUCCUGAGAAAUUUUUGAUCAUUACUAAGGCUGAGAAAAAUAGAUGGACCAUAGAAUGUUUUUCUGCUGACUUAGAAAGAAAUAUAUAG